This is a messenger RNA of Mytilus californianus (California mussel), 4344 nucleotides long. RefSeq lists its product as uncharacterized. The transcript is spliced from 7 exons. Bases 387 to 2252 code for a protein of 621 amino acids. Lineage: Eukaryota; Metazoa; Mollusca; Bivalvia; Mytilida; Mytilidae. The record is from RefSeq and is a predicted model, not a curated record.
UGCAUCAAAGAUAUGAAAUUUGAUUUGUAUAGUUAAGAAAGGUAAACAUCGUUUAAAACGCACAUUAACAAUACGUUUGAACAGAUAUUUUCUAAACAGUCAUAAGAAAAUCAAAUAUGUUGAAAGUAUAACAGUGUAUAACGCCAAAACACAUAACUUUCUUACUGUUCGUGAUAGUAAUUUUACGUCUAAUUAUAAGAAAAUAAGAUGAGGUGUUUGCUGUUUUAUCAACCAAAAUAUUUUUGAAGGGAAUAUACUAUUCAGAUCUCAACAUUAUUGGAAAUCGAAAUAUUGAUUAAUCACUUUGAGACGACAUAGCAUAUGAAUAAUACAUAUAAAGGCUUGUGUGUUAGAAGUCAAGAGGUACGAUAAGUUAAGUUGGCAUAAUGUCCGAUUCAUUUAAAGAUCGACAUGCAAAGUUAGGAUGCAUGGUUCUGAGAUUGUUUCCUCAAGUUAUGCAGAUGAUUUUAAGAUAUUAUGUAACUCCACAUUGGUUAAAACGAAAAUAUUUGCAGCAAGAUUACCGUUUUGUUUUUAUGGAAAAUGAAAUUGUUCUAAUGGACAAGCUUCCAAACAUGGACGAGUUUACAAUUGAAAUAUGCUACAAAAUACUUAGAUCUGAAAAUAUGUUAGACGAACCUAAAUGUAAAUGGGGAAAUGUCCCUCAUGAUGUAGAAGUGGAAAUCGCUGAUGAUAUACAACGGUUAAUUAAUGCAACAAAUUCAAUAACUAGCCUCAAACCUGAAGAGGUUACAAACAGUUAUUCCGAAAAGUUGCUACAGGACAUCAAACUGAUAGUUACCAGAAUGGAUUCCUUUUUUAAACAAGACACUUUAAGACGUAUGUAUAACACUUUAAGCAGAUCUGGAACAGAUUCUACUUCUGUCUUACAAGACCUAGCACUGAUAAAAGCAAUUGAAGAAACAGAGUUCCUACCAAAUAUUGAACGUGAAGGGCAAGAAAGGUAUUCUAGGCUUUCGAUGGCCAUCAUCGAAACUUUUCCGAAAGUUCUUAGACAUGUUAUUCGAUCAAGAAUAUCUGCAAGCCAGCUGUAUCAAAUGUGUGAGCCAUUUCUAAAAAUGUUUUAUCACGAACAACGGACAAGCCUUAAAGAACUACAGAAUUCAAAUACAUAUGAUUCGUUAGAUAUUACAAUAGUUUAUAUACUAUUAAGACAGUUUUCGCUGAUACCUUCUCCAACAAAAGGAUGGGGAAUUAUUCCCGACAAUGCAGAUACCAAAUUGGGAGAUGACAUUGAACGAAUAAGAUGCUAUAGAAAUCAACUUGUUCAUCGACGCGACACCAAUAUUGAUAAAUCGGAAUUCGAUGAUUGCUUCAAUAAGUUUCGUGAUAUUUGUCGUAGAAUGGAUCUCAAUGUUUUCCAAAACACGAAUUAUGAAAUGCGAAUAAUUGGACACAGAACAUGUACAAUGGAUGCGGAAACGCAAAUAAAAUAUGAAAAUGCAAUGAAGGAGAUAGAAACCAUCAAAUUGAAAUUUGAAAAGAGGCCAAUAACGUUUUACUGGGGAGAAAACUUUGAAAGAAGUUUGAGGAAUCUUAGAUCACUUUUAAAAGAAGAAAUAUUAGAAGGAAGACAGAAAGUACGUUUACAGAUCAUUUUUCAAACCGAGGAUGAUGUCGAGAAAAUUAUUGAUAUCCUCAAUUCGCUCAAAGACGAAAUAAAUGAAGGCUUAACUGGAAUAGAGUUCAUUGUUGCUACAAAAGGGAGUAUAGUCCUGAAUGCAGAUAUUCUGUUGGAAAUGAUUGAAACAGAUGAAAUGUUACAAUCCACUCUGGCUUUAUUUCUAGAAAAGAUUUUGGAACGUAUUAGGGCAUUUACUACUGAAAGUAUUGAUAUGGUUUUGUUACCUAUAGAAGAGACAACACAAUGGAAUAAAUCAAAACCCAGUGCAAAAGCAUGUCAUCUAAACUUUGAUAUAGAGGCUGAGUUGUUUGAAACCGAUAAUAAAAUGGAAGAGCAACUGAGUAAAAUAUCUGAAGCCAUUUCCAAACAUUCCAAUGGAAGAGGAACAAACAACAAUAUGACUGCAACGCUCUUACCUAUUAGCCUUGUUAGUGGAAUAGAGGCCUUGACAUCCAUCAGAUGCACAGCAAUUGUAACCAGUGAAUCAAAAUAUAGUUCAUCAUCGUCUCUUGAAAUGAAACAACUUCGGCAUCAAACGCCCUAUCAAUCAUCCAUUGCCAAUGUUGAACAUUGUUAUACUCAGAAACUAACUACAACUAGACAAUAGCGAGAAGGACAUAAUCAACAAUAGUUCAAUAAAGAUGAAACUGUUAGCUUAUUUCUAAAGGGAGUUAUUGAUCUUGAUGAAUGACAGGUUCCUUGAAUCCUAUAGUGCUUCAUUUAAGAAAAAGUAAAAUCACAAAAAUACUGAACUCCGAGGAAAAUUCAAAACGGAAAGUCCCUAAUCAAAUGGCAAAAUCGAAAGCUCAAACACAUCAAACGAAUGGACAACAACUGUCAUAUUCCUGACUUGGUACAGGCAUUUUCUUAUGUAUAAAAUGGUGCAUUAAACCUAGUUUUAUAGCUAGCUAAACUUCUCACUUGUAUGACAGUCGCAUAAAAUUCCAUUAUAUUGAAAACGAUGUGUGAACAAAACAAACAGACAUAAUAGGUAAAAAUGUCAAAAAUAGAGAACAAUAAGUAUUGUCUGAUUAAAGAAUAUGCUACUUAUUUUUGCUAUUUGUGUCGUAAUGGUUCUGUCUCAGUGUCGUUUGUGCCAAAUUAUUUUUCUUAUUAGCGUCGUGUAUUUGACGUUUAUGCACAUUUUAUUUAAUAUUUGUAUCCUUCAUUUACUUUUUCAUUGACGUAUAUCAAACUUUGUUUUUUUUUAUUUGUGUCGUUGGUGUUCUGCCUAACAAACGUAUAUGAAAUUAAUUUUUUUACAAUUUUUUAUAGUUCGAAUACUUUGUCAUUCACGUAUAUGCCACAUUUUUUUAUUAUUUGUUUCGUUGUUGUAAUGCCUGAUAAACGUAUAUAUAAUUUUUGUCGUCCGAAACUUUUUCAUUGACGCAUAUGCCACACUUGUUUUAUCAUUUGUGUCAUUUGGUAAAUGUCUCAUAACCGUAUAAGCCAUAUUUUUAUUUUUACUUAUUUGUUUGGUUGAAAAACUGUCUCGAUGACGUAAUAGCCAUAUUUAUUUAAUAAUCGUGUCGUGAAGGUACUGUCGUAUUGACGUUCAUGCCACAUUUUUUUAUAUUUGUUGUUGUUGAGGUAGUGUCGCAUUCAUGUUUAUACCACAUUUGAUUUAUUUGUGUGUCUUUAUAGUACUAUUUCAUGGAAGUUUAUGUUGCAUUGUCACAUUUGUUUUUGAUUUGUGAUGUAAGUGCACUGUCUCAUUGACUACUACGCUUCACGUUUUAAUUAUUUGAAAUUUGAAAUCGACCAAAAUAUUAUACAGGCAUAAACAAAACCGUAUGUCACGAAAGGACUUUUCGUAUUGCGUAUAUUUUUAUACACCCUUUCACGUAAUAUUUGCAGUAUCACCAUUAGAAAAUAAGUUCUCGAAAAACGAGAAUGAAAAAAAAUACAAUUACAAUUACAAGCAAGAACGGAUGUAAUCCUGGUUUUGCAGUUUUCUCGGUAAUAUGUUGAAACUUUUAAAAGUGAAUUCAUAUAUAUUUCUGCAUUUUUUUUCUGUUUAGCUGUUUUCAUGGUGAGGGCAGCCAUUGUUUUAAAUUUCCAAUACAGAUAGCAUAUCUUUACAUGGCAUUUAAGAUUUCUCUUAAGUUAAUUACGUUAAAAGCAUUUUACAAUUUAACACAUAUUCUCUGUUUCUUUUGCAACUAUGGCAAUUUUGAUACUUUUUUAAAACUUAUUCUACAAAUUUUCAUCAAAGAUGACAUAUCUAUAAAUUGUUGUUACAUUUGAUUGUGUAAUCUAUAAAAAAAAAAGCUACUAUAGUAUUCUGAGAAUAAAAGAAAGAGAGACGGAGCAAAAGUGAUAUGUCACCAGACAUUCGUUCGAGGUGACAUACUUAUUCAAUAAAUUCUUCGUAAAACGAUAAACGUAAAAAUCUUUUAGACGACUGUUAAAGUGACCGAAUGCUUUACGAUUCUUUACAGUAGAAUGACCAUUUAUUGCAUCAUCAGGACGUUCUCUUUUCAGUGGAAUUUAAAAUCAAAUAAUCUAUUAAUUAGAUAACUGAAAAUAACACUAAAAGAUAUUGAUAUUAUCUUAGAGAUUGUAGUCAUAAAACUUUGAGCUUUUAAAAGAUUCAAAAUAGAUAGUGCGCAAAACAAAAGACAUGUUCCAAAAUACGUCCAUGUUAACUGCACAAGAAUUAAAUCCAAUCAUUAGGUCAAAUAAUAAAUCUGAUGAUC